UUACUGGCCCACGAUGGGGCCACUUUGUGCGAUGCCACCACUGCUGCUCCUGCUGCUCCUGGAGCUGCUGCACGAGGCCGGGCAGGGGCCCCCUGCGCCCUCCAUCCCCCGGCUCUGGGCUCAGCCCUGGGGGUCUCUGUCCCCUCUGGGGUGGCAGGUUCCAUCCCAGGUCACGAUCCCGCAGCGGCUGCCGGCAAACGUGAGCAGAGCGACGCGGCUGCAGCAGGACACGGUGUCCUACGUCCUGAGGAUCGAGGGGAGGCCCUACACCAUCCACCUGCAGCAGCAUGCCUUUUUAUCUGACGAUUUCCAGAUUCACGUGUCGGACGAGGAGGGCUCUUUGCCCCCUGACUCAGCCCACAUGGAGGGAGGCUGCCACUACUGGGGGUACAUCGAUGGCUUCCCCAGCUCAGCAGUGACCCUCAGCACCUGCUCGGGGCUCAGGGGUUUGCUGCAGUUUGAGAACGUCAGCUACGGGAUCGAGCCCCUGGACGAUUCCCCUGCUUUUGAGCACCUCGUGUAUCGAGUGAGCGAGGAGGACACAGCAGGUCCCUCCCUGGCCCACAGCCCCCCCGGGACAGGGCUGGGUGGGCUGGUGGCAGAGGAGACCUCAACCAAGGCCCAUGGGGGUGACGAGCUCCCCUCGGCCGCAGCACGAUCUCCCAAAUACCUCGCAGUGCACGUGGUUCUGGACAGGGCUUUGUACAACUAUAUGGGGUCAGACCCGAAUGCUGUCACACAGAAGAUAAUCCAGGCUUUCAAUUUAGUCAACAAUAUGUUUAAUCCCCUUAACGUCACCAUUGUGCUGUCCUCCCUGGAGCUGUGGGCAGAGGGAGAUAAAAUCCCGACAGCAGGGGACACAGAUGACCUUCUGCAGCGAUUCUUACGGUGGAAACAGCUGACUCUGGCACUGCAGGCUCAUGAUAUCGCUCUUCUCUUGGGGUACAGGGACCAAGGAGCUCCCGCGGGCACAGCGGCUCUGGGAAAGGCUUGUCAGAGAGAUGCUGCUGCUGCAGUGGCCCUGUGCCACGGGAAGGCGACGCUGGAGUCCUUCUCUGUGCUGCUGGCUCAGGUGCUGGGUCGCAGCCUGGGCAUGAGCUCUGACAGUCCCCGAGCCUGCGGCUGCUCCGGGCGCGUCUGCACCAUGAGCCCCGCGGCGCUGCAUUUCAGUGGGGCAAAAGCCUUUAGCAACUGCAGCGUUCGGGACUUUGAGACCUUCCUGAAGCAGGGCAGAGGCGUGUGCCUCUUCAGCAGACCCCGCCUGAGGCCCCUGUCCCCCCGGAGCGGGGCCGUCUGUGGCAAUGGUGUGGUGGAGCCGGGCGAGCAGUGCGACUGCGGGGCACCCCAGCAAUGCCUGCACGACAACUGCUGCACCUGGAGAUGUCAGCUUAUGCCAAAAGCGAAAUGUGCCUCUGGACCAUGUUGUAAAAAUUGCCAGUUCAGGAAGAAGAACUCUCUGUGCCGCCCCAUCUCUGACUCCCAGUGUGACCUGCCCGAGUUCUGCAGCGGCUCCUCGGGGUCCUGCCCGCCCGACGUGUACGUGCAGGACGGGCAGAGCUGCGAGCGCGGCACUGGCUACUGCUACCAGGGGCGCUGCCAGUCCCUGGACCUGCAGUGCCAGCGGCUCUACGGGAAAGAUUCAAAGAGUGCUCCUGUGGCCUGUUAUGAGGAGAUCAACAGCCAGCGGGACAGGUUUGGGCACUGUGGGUUCAAGACAGGCCGUGGGUACCAAGGCUGUUCUUGGAGGAACCUCAGGUGUGGGAAGUUGGUGUGCACGUACCCGUCCAGCAACCCCUUCCCCUCGGCUGCUGCCGCCGUGAUUUACGCCCGAGUGAGGAAGCAUUUGUGUGUCUCCAUGAGUUACCUGAAUGCAUCAGCACUGCUGGAUCCACUCCUGGUUCCACCAGGGACAAAAUGUGGCUCUGAAAGGGUGUGCAUCAACAACACGUGUCACCCCCGCUCGGUGCUGGGCUCCAGGUGUGACAGCCAGGUGAUGUGCCACGGCCACGGCGUGUGCAACAACAAGGGCAAUUGUCACUGCUACCGGGGCUGGAAGCCCCCCAGCUGCCAGAUCAGGGGCUCUGGGGGCAGCGUGGACAGCGGCUUCCAGCUGGUGGAGGGAGGCCUGCCCCUGCAGCGAGCCCUGGAGCACGGGGAGCUGGCCUGGCUGGUGCUGGGCUCCAGCCUCGCCCUGCUCAUCCUCGCCUCGGUCGUCGUCCUCGGCCUCAUCCUGUGGCAGCAGGAGCUGCUGGGCUGGUGCCAUGGGCAGCAACCGCGGGGCACAGAGGGGUCUCCCCACAGGGCCAGCCAGGACAUGGACAGGGAGCUGGAGCCAGACCCGGAGCUGAACCUGGAGCCGGAUGCACAGCUGGACCCAGAGCUGCAGACAGACCGAGAGCUGGACCCAGAGCUGAAGGCAGACGUGGGCCCAGCCCUGGAGCUGAAGCAGCACCACGGGCACUAAUUAAAGGUGUUGGGCAAAGCCAGUGCUGUGGCCGGAGUCCCGUGGUUUUAUGCUUA
Neopelma chrysocephalum (saffron-crested tyrant-manakin) is the source of this 2520-nucleotide messenger RNA. RefSeq names its product disintegrin and metalloproteinase domain-containing protein 32-like. Gene Ontology annotation, molecular function: metalloendopeptidase activity. Lineage: Eukaryota; Metazoa; Chordata; Aves; Passeriformes; Pipridae. The transcript is spliced from 19 exons. The record is from RefSeq and is a predicted model, not a curated record. Gene Ontology annotation, biological process: binding of sperm to zona pellucida; proteolysis; cell adhesion. Gene Ontology annotation, cellular component: plasma membrane. The coding region runs from base 14 to 2464 and encodes 816 amino acids.